AGCAAAAAAUAUAUAUAUACCGAGGUCUCAAAUAGUCACCUCCAUCGCCUCACCCUCUGAGCAGAGCAGAGAAGAAACCCCCCAAGAAACAGAAGGCAUGGCGUUCAAUGGGCGUGGGGGAACAACUGCGCAGGCGACUGGGUUGCCAUCUGCUGGUGCGACAUCAAACAACACCACUCAACACACUCGCCGAUUACAUCCCUCUUCUCCACAAAAACGGCCAGUUUCCGGGAUCUCAACAUUACUCUCCAAAGGAUCCGGGGAAAGUUCCACCACCGACAAUCUGGAGGUCUCUACCGCACAGUCGUAUGCUCGGAAAGAGUUGCUCGGCGGCACUUCGUUCGACAAUCUUGGGGCACUACCUUCCGCACCCGAAGAGUCACCGGAGGACAUGCAAAAAAAAGAUCCCCUUGCGACGCAGGUAUGGAAGCUAUAUAGCAAACAAAAAGGGACUCUGCCGAACGCGGAGCGAAUGGAAAAUCUGACUUGGAGAAUGAUGGCUUUAACACUUCGAAGAGAACGCGCUGCGAAGGCAUCACAACGAAAGCAGGCGCAACGGUCCCUCUCGGAUGCGCACACGCAUUCACCGUUCCGGAUCAACAGCAACUCCAACAACUAUACCACAGACAGUGAUAGCAUGUUUAUGGACGACCUCACAUUCACAUCCCCUUCAUCGAUGGUUGGCUCUCCCGGCGAAAGCAGUGGACUCGGACACUCCCCCGCAAGCGACAACCACCCCACCUCCUCACACGCCUCCGCUUCCGCGAUACCGAUCAAGAAGGAACGCGGCGGUUCUUUGAUAAUGGGUUCGCAUGGUGCUCCAGCAUCUGCCCCUCAAAAUCACUUCGACCUGAGGGAACACGAGGGAGAAUUCGGAUAUGUCCAGCGACGGAUACGGAAAACAAGCGUUGAUGAGCGAAGGCCUCCCAAGCGAAGGGCCGAAUGCUCACCGCUUGUUCAUCCUAUUGCCAGCAUCAUGAUCCCCAACGACCCCGAUCCCGAGAUGGGCGAGUACACCCUCGAUCAUGACUCGCACUACUCCACAAAUAACCAUCACCACUCCUCCCUCUCCUACGGUUUGGACACUUCCAACGACGGAGACCAGUUCCUUACCUCCGCCGGCCCUUUCCAAACCAACUUUUCCUUCUCGCCGAUGCAGUCGCCGCUCGUCUCCACCGGUCCAUUCUCCAACAUGUACCACUCCAACCACAACGAUUUCUAUUCCCCGCCUCCUUCCGCCAAUCACUCGGUUGUCUCGACACCGCACCCUCUUGCCGAGCAGUCUGGUGGUAGCUUCUUCGAAUCCGCGAGCAUGUCGCAGGGCCGCCCAAUUCCGACGUUCGGAGGCAACUCGCGGGCCAGUACCGUUCCCAACAGCUAUGCGUCCAACGAUUUCUAUUACCACCCGCAUAACGAUCCCCUCCUCAGCGCGAACCAGUCUGCAUCGCAUUCCGGUUUACCCUCGCCAGGUUUUGGUGGGUUCCAGCACGUAAAUCCAUCGCAGGUACUGCGCGACGACUUUGGUGUGGCAAAAUCUCCUGGUUCUACAGGCGGUCCGUUUAACUUUGGCGCGGAUUCGGAUGAAGACAUAGACAGGGAAGGGUUCGAUCGGAUGCAGAUACAGGCAGAUUACACCUCUCUGGACGAUCCCUCCCCCAUGGAUAUUCACCCGGGUAUGCAGUCCUCACUGGGCAGUGGUGGGUGGGGUCGGGAAUCGAGUGGACAAUUCGCGAACCGAUUCUCGCAGCAAAAGACUGUAAGGAUAGGCGGUACAACUGAAGCUCACUCGCCACAAGACUGGAAUAAUGGACCCACAGGUGGAGGUCACCACAGCAGGUCGCAUUCAAUUAGCACCUCAGUCAGCGAUGUACGGAAUCGCGCGCCCGAUCCAAAUGGCUUCCGGCGACAGAAAAUUGCGCGAACCACCUCUACGACUCAGUUGGCAAUGCAACGCGGCAUGCAGUCGGGUCCUAACUCACCACCCGAUAAUGGCUUCAGCUCUGCCGAGCCUUCGCGACCACCGUCGCCAGAUAUUACGAAGGGCAGCAACGCGGCCAGUGGCGCGAACGGGAAUGGUAUGCCAACCACAUGUACCAACUGCUUCACACAGACGACACCGCUGUGGCGAAGGAAUCCCGAGGGUCACCCAUUGUGCAACGCUUGCGGAUUAUUUUUGAAGCUCCACGGUGUUGUGCGACCGCUUUCCCUCAAGACCGACGUUAUCAAGAAACGUAAUAGAGGAAGUGGAAACUCGGUGCCAGUUUCGGGUACUUCGACGCGAGCUGCGAAGAAGACCAUCCGGAAAAAUUCGAUAGCGUCGAACGCAACGACAACGCCGACGUCGGCGCAAUCAAAGAGCCUCGCCGGAUCCGAGUCGCCACCGUCAGGGUUGUCGUCGUCAGCCAGCACCCCUACCAACGGUAACAUGGUGGCGCCCGGAAAGAACUCGGUGAUUCCGAUUGCCGCUGCUCCUCCAAAGGGUUCAGGUAUGAACCGACCGAUUGCGGUCGCGCCGAAACGGCAGCGACGACUUUCGAAGAGCCAGAAUGGGCACAUUCAGGAGGAGGAGGAUGAUGACGACGGAAUGAUGCAGCAAUCCACAUCUUCUAUUGUCCAUUCCACGACUCACCACACACCGAUCGCCCCUGCAGUUAAUCCGACAUCGGGCACGCAGGAAUGGGAGUGGCUCACAAUGUCACUUUAAAUUCUGUGACCACUGCAUGGAACGACGGUUUUAUUGUUUUUGAUUUUUUUGAUUUAUCGCUUGCUUUCUUGCGGCGUUUUGUGGUAAAGCGGUGGGGGUUUUCUGUUGUGCACUUGAGUACGAGACAGUGCCUUUAUUCAUCUUUGCUUUGCGUACAGCACGGUGGGGUUUGGUUUUUGUUAUUUUAUACUUUUGCUUUCCUUCAGGUUUUUCUACGGCGUGAAUUGAGUGGGGCUUUUUUGUCUUGUCUUUUUCCACUGGGGUUCUUUGUGGGUUUGCUUGCUAUGUUCCCGAUCGUAUUUGCGACGGGUAGACAUGUCCUAGUUACGUGCAUACGAGCUGGUAAUGCGCUGAUGAGCUGUGGUUGGGCGGGGUGGGGGGAAGG
Tricharina praecox is the source of this 3089-nucleotide messenger RNA. RefSeq names its product major nitrogen regulator element. Gene Ontology annotation, molecular function: DNA-binding transcription factor activity, RNA polymerase II-specific; zinc ion binding; RNA polymerase II cis-regulatory region sequence-specific DNA binding. NCBI's taxonomy places the organism in Eukaryota, Fungi, Ascomycota, Pezizomycetes, Pezizales, Pyronemataceae. Gene Ontology annotation, biological process: negative regulation of transcription by RNA polymerase II; positive regulation of transcription by RNA polymerase II. Bases 98 to 2704 code for a protein of 868 amino acids. The record is from RefSeq and is a predicted model, not a curated record. The transcript is spliced from 3 exons.